Molecule: messenger RNA, 2863 nt
Organism: Morone saxatilis (striped sea-bass)
Lineage: Eukaryota; Metazoa; Chordata; Actinopteri; Moronidae
Gene: adam9b
Exons: 22
Coding region: 105-2573 (822 amino acids)
Biological process (GO): proteolysis
Cellular component (GO): plasma membrane
Molecular function (GO): metalloendopeptidase activity
Source: RefSeq, a predicted model, not a curated record
AGCAAAAACACGGACCUUCUGUUCAUUAACAGAAGUCAUAGCGUCGGUCUAAUGGGGACACAAUCAUAAUCUCUCACAGUUAGACUUAGAUUUUUACUACGAUCAUGGUCAGAAAAUACACUUUAUUUGCUGUUUUCUUGCUGUCUUACGUUUCUGGGAUUUACAACGAAGGUAUUUACAAUGGGUUUACGUCACAACUCUCCAAGUACUCCAUUGUAAAUCCUCAGGUGAUCCAUAGAUGGACAAGGAGCCUCAACAGAACACAACAGUCAAAAGAGAAAUAUGGAGACGAGACAAUAUCAUAUGCACUCAAUAUAAACGACACAAAGCACAUCCUUCAUCUACAAAAGAACAGAGAUUUUCUACACCCAAACUUUGUUCAGUAUUCCAGUGACGCCUCUGGUAACCACAAGGCAUCAUAUCCGAAACCACGCGUGCAUUGCUAUUACCACGGAGAAGUGGAGGGAUAUGAGAAUUCACUGGUAGCGCUCAGCACAUGCUCUGGCCUCAGGGGUGUGAUCCUCCUUGGAAAUGAGACUUAUGGACUUGAGCCUGUGCCGCGGUCUGCCACCAACGAGCACCUCCUGUACCGCCUAACGGACAUUCAGUCCGACCCCGUCACCUGUGGGGUUGUCAAUGAGGCUCCACCAUCAGCACAAAGCCAUGAACCCUUUGAGCCUGGCCAAUCGCUGACCUCUCUGCUGCGGAGGAAGCGCAACUUGCCUCAAACCAGUUAUGUGGAGUUGGCACUGGUUGUCGAUAAUCUCAGGUACAAUGUUAAAAAUAAAAAUGAGACAGCGGUACGAGAUGAAAUGGUGGAAAUGGCUAAUCUGCUGGAUGGGUAUUACAAGCAGCUGAAUAUCCGCGUAGUGCUGGUGGGCCUGGAGAUUUUCAAGGAUAGUAAUCCCUUCGAUGUGGACGGCUUUGCAGGAGAUGUGUUGGGGAGGUUUGUUAAGUGGAGGAUGACUUCUCUGUUACCAAAGAUCAGGCAUGAUGUCGGUCAACUCAUUGUUGGUCGGUCCACGGCAUAUGAAGGAGGUGUGUUAGGUAUGGCCUUCGUGGGCACCGUCUGCUCCGUAACAACCUCUGGAGGAAUCAAUGUGUUCAGCGAGAAACAAACGCUGUCUUAUGUCUCCACUGUGGUGGCCCAUGAGAUGGGCCAUAACCUGGGCAUGAAUCAUGACAAUACGCGCUGCCAGUGUGAUGGAGGCAGCUGCAUCAUGGCAGCCACUGCAAGUGGUUCCACCAAAUUCAGCACCUGCAGUGGAGAUGACUUUGAGACGCUGAUCCUCCGUGGAGGAGGCUUGUGUCUGAAAAACCAGCCCUCCCCAUCAGAUGUGGUUGACACUGUUGAAUGUGGAAAUGGCCGGCUGGACAAAGGAGAACAGUGUGACUGUGGCAAACCGGAGGAAUGCAACAAUAAAUGCUGUGAUGCUGCCACCUGCAAAUUUACACGCGGGUCCGCCUGUGCGGAGGGGGACUGCUGCGACAACUGUCAGAUCAGAGUUUCUGGAACACCAUGCAGAAAGUCUGUCAACAUCUGUGAUCUUCCUGAAUACUGUGAUGGCAAGAAUGCGCUCUGUCCCGAUGACUUCUAUCUCAUGAACGGCCUGCCCUGUCAGGAUGCGUACUGCUAUGAGGGCCGAUGCCAGACGUAUGAUUACCAGUGCAAACAUCUCUUUGCACCAGAUCAAGCAACAAAGGCAGAUGAUAUUUGUUUCCAGAAUGCAAAUACAAGGGGAAACUUAUUUGGAAACUGUGGACAGACCAGCAGCAACGUAUUUAUCAAAUGUAGUGUAGCAAAUUCCAAGUGUGGAAAGGUGCAGUGUACUAACGUAGACCUCACCACAAUCCCCCCUGGUGCCCAAGUUAGUAUCCAAGUAGUUCAAGGGUCAACUUGUGUUAAUGCAGACUUCAACCUCGGCCCAGAUGUGCGCGAUCCUGCCUAUGUUAACCCUGGCAGCCCUUGUGAUAAAGGAAAGACCUGCCUGGACUUUCAGUGUGUGAACGCCUCUGUUCUGCUGCCUGACUUGGACUGUGAUGCCCGCACCACCUGCAAUGGCCGAGGAGUAUGUAAUGACCAAGGGAACUGCCACUGCGAAGACGGGUGGGCUCCGCCUCGCUGUGACAGGUCAGGGCGAGGUGGCAGCAUAGACAGUGGUCCUGCUCAGAUAGACUACUCCCUCCGGAAUGGCCUGUUGAUCUUCUUCCUGUUGGUGGUUCCUGUUCUGGUCCUUCUCAUUCUGGUGCUGCUCUACAUCUUCAGGAGAGAUUCCCUGGACCCGUGCCUAAAAGGAAACUUUGCCAGCCGCCUCAAGUCACGUAAUGCUCAAAAUGCAAAUGGUCAGUCAAACAGCAAUGUUCAGACAAGAGCCACAACCCAGCCUCCAGCCCAGGCGCCCCCAGAGAGGCCUGGAUAUCCACCAGCUACCUCAGUUCCCAUUUCUGGUUUCAGAUAUGGAGAACUCGAUUAUUGGAAUGCAGAAACAAGCGCUGUCCCUGCACGACCACCGGCUCCAACGCAGGGCCCCGGAGUGCCCAGACCAAUCCCAACCAAUCAGCCACCAAACUGAUUCUCUUUUUGUUUAUUAAAUAUUUUUUAACUGUAUUGUGAAUGUAUGGAGUUAACGUCAGCUCAACGCAGUAUGAAGAGACAAUGUGUAAACACUGUAAUAAUAAUGAUAGACUCACUGUUACUUGUUGCCAGCACAUUUUUAUAGUCGAUUGUGGUAAAGUGGUGGUGGAUGAGCCUGGUGUAAAUAUUUAUUGGAAUAUGUGUGUUUUUAUGAGAUUCCAGUUUAUCACUCAUUGAAAAUAUGUGCACAUAAAAUAUUUUUAAUAAAUCACCAAAUAUUUUGUAUUU